Messenger RNA from Cynoglossus semilaevis (tongue sole), 642 nucleotides. It is a transcript of the gene atoh7, whose product is annotated as atonal bHLH transcription factor 7. Lineage: Eukaryota; Metazoa; Chordata; Actinopteri; Pleuronectiformes; Cynoglossidae. Gene Ontology annotation, cellular component: nucleus. The transcript has a single exon. Gene Ontology annotation, biological process: positive regulation of transcription by RNA polymerase II; sensory organ development; axon development. Bases 145 to 579 code for a protein of 144 amino acids. The record is from RefSeq and is a predicted model, not a curated record. Gene Ontology annotation, molecular function: DNA-binding transcription factor activity, RNA polymerase II-specific; protein dimerization activity; E-box binding.
UUCAUCACUUCUUCACUUCAGGCUGGAGACAUCUGAGAAACUCUUUAAUAAAUCCUGGAAAAAUCUCCAACAAAGCUGCCGUCCACAAGUGGAGUCUUUGAAACUUGAGGACCGUCGCUGGUUUGAUUCUCCUGCAAAAAAAACAUGAAGUCCCGGAGGCCCAGCUGCACCGACUCGGGGUCAGAGUCCUCUGAACUAGACAGCAGCAGCCCUCAGAAGUUUGAGACCGUUGUAAGGCGGCGAAUGGCUGCUAAUGCCAGAGAGAGGAAGAGGAUGCAGGGUUUGAACACAGCCUUCGAUCGCUUACGGAAAGUGGUCCCUCAGUGGGGCCAGGACAAAAAAUUGUCCAAGUAUGAAACCCUGCAGAUGGCGCUCAGUUACAUCGUUGCCUUGAACAGGAUUCUAACAGACUCCAGGAGGAACAACAGCACAUCUCCCAGGCAGUGGCUGGAGCUGCAGUUGGACUGUGUGCAGCAUGACAACUACCCCUGCCUCCUGGGGUACGACUGCCCGUCUGGAGAGGAGCUCCUCCAGUCCUCCUUCUCCUACCAGUUUGAUGCACACCAGGUCCACGUGUAACGAGCGGCCACUGUUGUAUUCACGUUGUUGUUUUGCGAGUGGCAAUGUGAAUUAUUUCUCCUG